AGGAGGAGGGAGAAAUUUAGCGAAUUGUGUGGCAGGGUCAUGAAGAGGAGGCGCUGGCGGGAGAGCGGCGGAGGCGGCGGAGGCGCGAACCUGCGGUAGCCGCAGCUGGUGGUGUGGCCAAGCGGGAGGACGAGGGUCCCGGCGGGCGGGGCUCGGGGCUGAGCGGCCGUGGAGUGGCCUCUCCCGGCCCCCCGGCUCCGCCAUGUUCCGCAGGGCACGCCUUAGCGUGAAGCCGAAUGUCAGGCCUGGUGUCGGCGCCAGGGGCUCCGCCGCUCCUCAUCUGCUGCGUGGCGCCGAGGCGCCCAGGCCGCCCGGGCCUGCCGCCGAGUCCGCUCCGAAGUCGGCCGAGCCCACACCGGUGCCUGCGGUGGAUUACAGGGGAGCGGGGCCCCAGGAAAAGGCUCCCGGGAGAAGUGAUACAAAAACUAAUGGUGAAAAUGUAGAAGAGUCCAGCAAAUCGUCCUCUACUGUUUCACAGAGAAGAAAGCGAAUAUCAAGUACUUCUAGUCUUGUUAAACCUGCUGUCAGUGUUUCUUCACAAUCGCAACCCUUAUCUACAGUUAAUCAAGAUGCUGCACAACCAAGUCCCAUUCCAACUAAAGAGAAACAGCCAUGUUCAGACAGAUACCGAAUAUAUAAAGCCCAGAAACUGAGAGAAAUGUUAAAAGAAGAGUUGAGAAAAGAGAAGAAACAAUGGAAAAACAAAUUUGCUACAAAUGAAAGUCAGAGGCCACCAGAUCGUUCAAAAAUGACUAUGAGAGACUUCAUAUAUUACCUUCCAGAUAGCAAUCCAAUGACUUCUUCACUGGAACAAGAAAAGAAAACUGAAAAAUUAUUGACUCCAUCCCAGACACAAGAUAGGCAAGAAAAUAAAAGUACUCAAGAUGCUGAAGAUAAUGAGGAAGUGGAUGAGGAGGCUGAUGAUGGUCCAUUGUUGGUUCCUCGAGUAAAAGUGGCGGAAGAUGGUUCUAUUAUUUUGGAUGAAGAAAGUUUAACUGUAGAAGUUUUAAGGACAAAAGGCCCCUGUGUUGUGGAAGAAAAUGACCCUAUAUUUGAGCGUGGCUCGACAACUACAUAUUCCAGCUUUAGGAAGAACUAUUAUUCAAAACCAUGGUCAAAUAAAGAAACAGAUAUGUUUUUUUUAGCCAUCAGCAUGGUAGGAACUGACUUUUCUAUGAUUGGACAACUUUUUCCUCACAGAGCAAGGAUAGAAAUUAAGAAUAAAUUUAAACGUGAAGAAAAAACAAAUGGAUGGAGAAUAGACAAAGCAUUCCAGGAAAAACGCCCUUUUGACUUCGAUUUUUUUGCUCAUUUGCUUCAGAAAGUUCUUGCUGAAGAAGAAAAAAGAAAACAAAAACCUACUAAAAGUCAGAAUUCAAAGGAGAAGAAAUCCUCCAAACCACAGAAAACCAUAAAAGCAAAGAAAAUAGCUAGUGAAGGAGUGACUGAUGAUCCAGAUGAGUCUGUGAGUAGUAACAUUUCGGACCCAGAAAGAUCUCAGAAGGAUGCUCAGACAGUUGCUGAAGAGGAAUCUCUGACUUCAUCAGGACAGGAUUUGGAACAAGUUAUGUUAGUAAAAGACCAAAAUCUAAAGAAAAGAAGGAGGAAGAAUCAAGAUGAAGCUAAUGAACAGGAAGCAAAGAGUCUUUUAGGGAGUGCCUGUUUUCAGUCAGGCCCUGUGGAAGCUGAAGUACACAAGAGUAAAUGUCCUCCUGAGGCAAAUGAAGGUGAAUGCAAUAAGGAACAGAUACUUUGCUUCACACAGAAUGUAGAGGACAUUUUGGGUUUAGCCGCCAGUGAAAAGGUGGAGAUGAGAACUGACCCCGUCCCUGCCACAUGCAAUCAACAAAAUACCAUGCCGGUAGCAGCUGAAUCCGCAGAAUCAAGUGCUUCAGAUUUCCCACUGUCGGAAGGUAGGAUUGCUACCUCAUGUGAAGUAGGUAGAGCUGAGAGUAGUACAGAAGAAAGGGACUCUGGCCUCGAGAGCACACCACCAAAUACUGAUCAAGCAGAAAAUGUUAAACCAAAAUUGAGAAGUCGACUCCAAAGACCCAAACCCAGUCUAUCAAGAGCAAUUGGGAAGAAGUCAGUUGUUUCACAGGGUAAAACAGAUGAAGAGAGUGAGACGUCACCUUCAGAAACUCCGGUUGAAAAGAAUCCCCUGGAAAAGGAGAAGGUGAAUAUAUCUGAAAGUUUGGGGAUGGAAAAUAUAGAAAGACAGAACCUAGAAGCUGAAACUGUAACUAAUCUGAGUGAAAAAACUUGUCCACUGGAAGACAAUCACCCAAAGGUUUUCAGACCUACACGACUAAUGAGGGGCCGAAUGCAAAGACCAAAGCCAAAUGUAGAGAAAGCUGCAGAAAGAAAAGAAAUUCUCACUUCACAGAAAAAAAUUGGGGCCAAUAUAGAAAAGAAUGAAAAUGACUCCUGUGUUGAUGGAGAAAAAGACAAAUCCUGUGUUGAUGGAGAAAAAGAUGAAUCCUGUAUUGAGUCCUGUGUUAUUAUUCCUCAACAAAUGGAAAAUAAGUCUUGUAAAAUUGUCCAGUGUGAAGACAUAUUACAGCCUGAGAAAAACUCAACUUCUUUAGAAAAUGUGCAACUGGAUACAUCCAAGGUUCUUAAUGAAUAUCCAAGUAGUAUUCAAGAGGGUAAUAAAGCAAAUAAAUUAAAACAAGCUCCAGUUCUAAGGACUCGAUUUCGGAAACCAAAACCAAAUAUAGGAAAGAGAAUGGGAAGAAGAAGAAUGUCCUCAAAGGAAGAGGUCCCAGAGGAGAGUCCUGUUUCUGGGGAAAUGACAGCAGCUUUGGAAGAAAUUGUAAGACCAGACACUUCAAGGAAGAUGCUACCAGAUGUGACUGUUCCUCCUCCUAGUACUACUGUGGAAUUAGAGUCUGAUUUCAAAGAAACUGGAAGAAGUGAGACAUCUAAUAAGAAGGUGUCAGAAAUGAAUGAUGUCACUGUGGAAAUGGAUAUAGAUUUGGAAUCAAUUGGAAGAGAGAUUUCCGUGGGUGAGGUGCUACCAGAAUUGACUGAUACCACUAUGGGAGCAGAUAGAGGUUUGGAAGCAUCUGUAAACAAAAUUUCUCCAGUGGAGAAGGUGCCAGAGUUGAUUGAUACCACUGAGGAAAUUGACACAAAUUUGGAAGAAACUGGAAGAGAAAUAUUUUUACAGGAAAAUGGCCCCAAGGAAGUCAGUCCAAUUAGUGAAAUGGAAACAGGGUUGCAAAAAACUGGAAAAGAGAUGCCCACAGAAGAGAGAAUUCCAGGCAUAAUUGAUAUCAGUGAGAAAACGGAGCCUGAUUUAGAAGAGACUGAAAGAAGAGAAAUGGCUGCACUGCUAAAGGCCCCAGAGGAGGUUGGAACCAUAGGCAGAAUGGAGGCAUACUUGAAAGGAACUGGAGGAGAAACUUCCCAAAGAAAAAAGGCACUAGUGGAGUUGAUUGUGGUAGAAGAGAAAGAGAUUGAUUGGAAAGAAACUGAAGCAAGAGACAUGUCCAUGCUGGAGAUGUUGUCAGAAAAGACAACUGUUGUUGCAGAAGCUAGCACACAUGUGAGAGAAACAAGAAGGGAGGCUUCUGCCUCUCAGGAAGGAGGAUCAGAAGAGAUCUGUGUUAAUGAGAAAAUGGUGGCAGAUUUGGAAAGAACUAGGAAAAUAGAUAUUUCCACAACAGAAUAUGAACCAGAGAAACGUAAUACCUCAGGGCAACUGGAGUCCGGUAUAGUUCUGAGCAUUAGUGAUGACAGCAGCCCUGGGCCUUCACAGGAUAGCACAAACAUUAACAAUAAAAUAUCAGUGAUGACAACAUUUGUAGAAGAAAAAGAAAAUGGUGAAAAAGGAGUUUUAAGUCAUCUGAAGUCUUCACAGAAUUCUGGACAUCAGGAAACUGCUCAAGGGCCUCCAGAUGUGUUGGAGCAGUUUUCAGAUACUAGCUUAAGCAAAGCUCUUCCUCAAGAACAGAAGCCACUUGAAGUUAAAUCAGUACCUUUUCUGAGAAGUAGAUUCAAAAGACCAAAACCAAACUUGGCAAGAGCAACUUUAAAGAGAGUGACCCCAGAAGCAGAACAGUGUGUCCCUGGGAAGAAAUCGGAAACAGACAAAAUAGAGAAUGUCCCAAUACAGCAGGACAGUGAACAAGCUGCUCAAUGUGAUGUGUCUUCCUUGAUGACAUCAAGAGAGAAUGAUAAAUCAGGUCAUAAGGAAGAGGAGACUAUGAUACUACCGUGUAUACAGACAGAAAAGGAUCCUUUACCUUCAAAUUCAUGUGAACCUAAAGAAGAGUCUCAGUUAACACAAAACCAGGAAAAAGGCUUAGUUUCUAUGGGGACUCAGAAGAUGAACACAAUCCCACAAGAAACAAAGCAAAGUGUUGUUCAAAUUGCUUUACCAGCGAGGGGCCGACUUCAUAGACCGAGACCAAAUGUGCUUAAGGCUAGACAGAGGCAAAUAGUAGCAAAAGGUGAUGCUGAAGGCGUAGCUAAGGAAGAAGGAGCAAUAGCUCCAAAAGAUGAAACUCAAAAGAAAUCUCUGACUGUGUCAAAUUCUCAAAUUGAAACUGAAAUUGAAGUUGUGUCCGCCAAAGUUUCAGAGUGCAGAGUGAAUGAACAAGGUCAUGUGGUUCCUGUAGAAAACUUCAGAGUUAACAAAAGCAAUGUUUUACAUGAGAAGAUAAGGCAUGAAAAUAAACCAUAUGUUCCCGGCCAGGCACAGUUGAUAAGAAGGCGAUUUCAAAAGGCUAAGCCAAAUUUAGGAGGAGCACAGCAUAAAAAAGAGCAAUCAGGUAUAGAAAAAGACACAACAGAUCAGACUGAGGCACAAAAACCAGAAAAUAAUUUGCUGCAGAAGGGAGAUUCCGACAACGAACUCCUUCUAAAAGAAAAGACCGAGAUUCUGACAUCUCUGGAGAUUUCAGCAAGUAAAGAUUGUGUAGGUUCUAAAGAAUCUGAUUUUGCCAAAAAAGUCACUGAACUAAAACUUGGAUCAUCUGGAAGUGUUGGAGAGGAAACUGUGGAAGAUAACUCUGUGUCUUCUGUGAUUGAAGAGCAGAGUCUCAGUAAACAAACAAGCUGUCCACAACUAUUGAAAGAAUCAAGUUGUUCUAAAAUUGCUCCACCUCAAAGAACAACUCUGUCUUCUGCCUCUGAGUGUGCGCUAGAUCAUCCUGGGAGGAGAAUGCCUAGGAAGAUCAAACCAAAUGUGACCAAAGGGCGUGGAUCAAAACGAAGUCGAGGUAAGACUAAGAAGGAACCUAGAGCGUCCAAGUCCAUGCUGGUGACUCUUCGAGCUUCCCAGGAUGAGGAUGAAGAUGAUACUGAGGAUUUUGAGUCUGAAUAUGAAGAAGAUACCUGUCAUCUUGCCCCAGAAGAAUUAAACAAAGCACCAGUAUUUGUACCUAUUGGUCUCAGAUCCCCUGAACCCACUUCUGCCCAGAUCGAGGAAACAAUGGAAGAGCUUGAAAUAACCCUGGAUGUUGCAGAUGUAGGAUGUGUAACUGCUGUGGAGCAUCAGCUUCCAAAUACAAAUGUGACUACUCAGGAAGUGCAGCAAGAAAAACACUUGCAAACAUCAUUGUUUGAAUUGACUACAGGUCAACAGACCCAAGAUCAACCAGGUCCCAGUGAUGGAAGCACUGAAGCUGCCAUAGCUCUACUUACAAUGGGAGAGAUAGUAUUGCAAUCAGAGAUCGUUACUGAACAGAGUGAUGUAGGAGUAUGUGUAUUUCCUGAUGUUCAUUCAAAGGAUAAAAGUCAUGUUCCUUUUAGCCCAGAUAAUGUAAAUCACAAAAUUGUUCAUGAAUGUCAGGAGCUUUCUUCACCUGUCAUUAGUAUGUCUCCUGCAUCAUUUGAAGAAAACAAGAUUGUAUGGAAGGAACAAAAUACUAAAGAAGAAGAUGGUUUAAUGGAAGAAGCAGUGAAGAACACUCUACCAACCAGGCAUACAGCUUCUAUAGUGACCAAAAAUUUGAGAGUGAGGAGUAGGUUUGUUAAGUCUAAACCAAAUCCUGAGACAAUUUCAGGGGCCAGUGGGUUUCAUGGUCAUCAGGAAACUCCCAGUUUUUGUGUAACCAAAGGGACAGAAGUGGAAAUUCAAAAUGAAACUGAGAAAAAUGAUCCCAAAGCAGUAGAUUUGGAAGCUAAAACCCUUGGGCCAGUUAUAACAGCAGAGAGUAAGGAGCAGAAGCAAUUGGUGUAUGCACCCAAUGUCAGAGGGACCAGUGCUUCACAAGAAGCAGGCCUAAACUCAAGAAAUGAAGCUCAAGAGGAGAGAUUACAAGAAGCGCACAUGUUCGUUGCUCCAGUUACUUCCUCUGAGAUAGGGCUUCACACACUUGAUUCUGGUCACGGUCUUGGUGACAGUUCUGCUGAAGAACCACCCAGUGAAAACUCUAAGGACAGCAUGGUCAUGCUUCAUGUGCCACAGUGUACACCAACUAGUAUUCCAGAAGUCCCAGAAGAGAGUGUAAUCCCAGAAGAGAGUGUAAUCAGCCCUCAGGACCUUACAGUGAAUCUAAUUGCUAAUAUACAUCAAGAUGGAGAAGAUGAACAAGCAUUCAUUUUGACUUUGGUGGAAAUCCCAACCAAUGGAGCAGAGGAAUUUACUGAUACCUCCAUGCAGUUAAUGCCAAGCUCUCUGCUGCCAGCACCUAUAUUGGUCAAAACAGGGAAUACAGUAGAAAGAAGUGACCUGAGUGGGAGUUUACAAGCAACUUCAGUUGUUCAAGAUGCUGUGUGCUUAUCUAAUUCUGGAAGUGAUGAUUCUGAAAAGCCUCCUCCUAAUUUGGGUCUUAUAUCUAGGAAGAGACAUCAUUGCAAUUCUGAUGAAUGCAGUCAUGUUCCUCCUGCUAAAAAAUCCUCACUCCCUUCAGGAGUUGAUUGUCAAGAAUGUGCCUCUGAGGUGCAUUCAGUUGAAUUAAAUGUUUUCCAGAAACCAGGGGAGUCUUGCAAGGGACAAGAUAUUUUCCCCACUGCAGAAAGCAUACCUACAACCUCAGAACCUCAACAAGAGCAAAUGGAACCAAGUUUUCAGAAUACAGGAUCCAGAUCUCUUGAUGAGAUAAGAGAUGCCUGUAUAGAAAAGAAUACUACACAGUUGCCUCAGGAUAAGAUGGUUGUGUCUAAUGAAGAAGAAAAAACUGAUCCUCCUUCUAAUUCUGAACAGAUGAACAGCAGAACAUCAUCUUCAAAACCUUCUCUGUCCAGACCUGGCCGAAGACCUUUGGGAUUUUUGUCUUUGAUAUGUCCAAAGAAUAGUUUGGAUGCUGAUGAAGUGACUCAGGUCCAUAGUAAGAAGCGCCUGAAACCUCAUAUACCUGUAUCAAGACGGAAUUUGAAAAGACCUAAUUCACUUAAGGCAAACCAGAAAAAAAAUCCAGAGUCUUCUGCUCCACUCCCUUCUCCAAGUGUUGCCGGUGCUCAGUCUGAGAGUACUGGUAGCGCAGCAGCUCAGGUUUCUUCUGAUCAGCCAUCGCCAAAAGAAAAAUGUAAAAAUGAGCAAAAACAGGCAUCUGAAGAGGAAGCAACCACAAUCUCAGAGUAUUUCUUUGGUGAUAUCUUCAUUGAAGUGGAUGAAACAGAAUAAAACAAUCUUGGGUUUUUCCUUUUUUCUUUUUUUUUUUUUUUUUUUUUUUUUUUAAGAUUUCUAGAGUCAAUGACAUUAGCAAAGCAGUAUUUAGAAAAAGCAUCACUGCCUAUCUUUCUUUAGGUCAAUUUUGAGUAUUUAUUGAGCUUGAUUUGAAGCUCCUAUAAUCAUUGGAAAACAUUUCUGAGGCUUCUUUCAUUCUGAUGGACUCAGCAUUUUGGAAAUACCAAGCAAUUCAGAAUGCUUUCUGAGACUGAAAUAGGAACGCUUGUUUACAUUGGACUCUUCCUGUGCCUAGCACACCUGGACUUUGGGAAUACCGUGGAGAAGUAUCUGUGUAAAUCAUCACGCCAGCAUAUUUGGAACUUGAUUGUAUUUAACAGUCAGUGAACUUUUGUAAAUGUGGUUUGGUUUGCUUUGUUUCGUUUCUGUUUUCUUUUUGGAGGGAUGAUGAAGGCCUUUUCAAUUGUUGUAAGUUCCUAUGAGUACAUGAAAGGAAAUUGGAAAACUCCACUUUGGUAUGGUAAGUUAAAACUUUAAUAUUAUCAGCUGUCUGACUGAAAAAUGUAUUUUUCUAAUCCAUGAUGAUGUAACAUUAGUUAUAAUUGAAGAUCUAGUAUUUAAACUUGCUAUUUAUAAAGAUGGCACAUCAAAAGAGAUUAUUUAUUUUAAUUUUUUUUUAUUUAAAAGUAUAUCCAGUUUUAAUUAUUUUCACAUAACAGAUUGUGGGUAAAGAAAGCAUUAACAAAUAUUUGUCUCUUUUUCCUCUUUAAUUUAAAGAUAUUUUUAAAGGUCAUGACUAAAAAUGUUUAGAUAAUGUCUACGUUUUCAAUAUUUCUUUUUCUUAUACUUUAGUGUGUUGAAUUUGUACUGUGAAUUUUUUGUUUUUCUUAUUCUAUGAUCUCAGGAUUUU
Molecule: messenger RNA, 8489 nt
Organism: Nannospalax galili (Upper Galilee mountains blind mole rat)
Lineage: Eukaryota; Metazoa; Chordata; Mammalia; Rodentia; Spalacidae
Gene: Bdp1
Product: B double prime 1, subunit of RNA polymerase III transcription initiation factor IIIB
Exons: 39
Coding region: 203-7576 (2457 amino acids)
Biological process (GO): RNA polymerase III preinitiation complex assembly
Cellular component (GO): transcription factor TFIIIB complex
Molecular function (GO): TFIIIC-class transcription factor complex binding
Source: RefSeq, a predicted model, not a curated record